GUCUGGCAACAGUCGAUAUUAAAACAUGCAGAGGCAGACGAGCUUGGGGCCUUACUGAGAGGAAUGAGACUGCAGCAGAGGGGAGAGGAGAGGGAGAGCUGCCUACUGCAGCCUGCCUGCCACACAGAGUCAGAGACAGAUGACUACUACUAUUAUCACAUGUUAUUUUCCCCCGCUCAGCUACCCGUUGAUUUGUGUAUGAAAACCGAGCGCUUUUCUUUUACUCCUGCAUGCUUGCCCCCCUUCUGGGUUUCUGCUUUUCGAGUGAUCAGCUGAUGAAGAGGCUAGCAGCUCGCCGCUAUGCUGGCUUGCUAAUUCUCUCCCCUCCAGCUGCAGCCGCAGCCCAUCCAGCUACAACCCAUUCUGAUCCACAGAGUCAGACUGCAGACUGCAGCCAGGAGAACGGGGCCUUGGAGGACAUGGAGGAGGACAUCAGCCUAAAGAAACGGAAAGGUGAUCACCAUGGCGACAAAGACUCUGAGUCCCGAGACUCCGGCCAGGAGGCUGGAGGUGAAAAGGUCAAGAAACGCAGAGGUCGACCUCCGGCAAAGAAACUGCCCCCCAACCCUCCCGAGCUCACCAAGCAGCUUAACACACUGGUGGACAUGGUUAUCAACUACAAAGACGGGUUGGGCCGUCAGAUCAGCAAAGGCUUUGUCCAGCUGCCUUCUAGGAAGGAGGUGCCAGAGUACUACGAGUUGAUCCGCAAGCCUGUGGACUUCAGGAGGAUCAGGGAGCGUGUGCGCAAUCACAAGUACCGGAGUGUGGGAGAUCUGGAGAAGGACAUCGUACUGCUGUGUCACAAUGCCCAGACCUUCAACUUGGAAGGAUCUCAGAUAUUUGAGGACUCAAUCGUUCUCAAGUCUGUUUUUGAGAGUGCACGACAGAGGAUCGUCAUUGACGAUGAGGAGAAAAAGGACAGCACUGCCAUCUGUGACGAUGGAGGUCGAGACAAUCACUUUGGUUCAUCAGAAGUGAAAACGGUGACAAAGCAGGUGAAACAGAGGAUGAAGAAAGAAGAGCGGAGCAGAAAGAUGAAGGUCAAGAAGACAGUCUACAGUGAUGUAGACAGCGAUGAGGAUCUGGAGGACAAUACAGCUAAAGAUGAGGGUUGACCUGGAGGACCAAUGCUCGUUAAUUUAUCCUCUUUCUUUCUCUCCGCUGUCACUGUUUUUGCAAUGCAGCUUAUUAGUUCUCACCUUGAUAAAGAUUUGUCUCAUCUCAAGUCAAGAAGGCUACUCAAAGAAAGGAAUUUACAUACCUAAUGAUGUUGGUCCUCAAGUAAUUCAUGCAGCCUUAAACUUUCACGUCUCUUUACUAUUAUUUUGCCUUUUUGUUCUUUGGGAUUUUAUGGUGUUGCUCUCUUGGUCCUCAUAUUGAAGCUAUUGUGUGUAUCCUUAAUGCUUAACCAGAGGUUAUCUCCACCCUCUUUUUUCAUUAAUUGUUUUUGUAUUUGAAAAUGUUAUUACUGUAUGUGUGAAAUGCCUUCAUAUGUCUUGGAGCAUGAUGAUGUAUUUCUGCUAAGACGGAGACCGCCCUCAGAGAGUGGCGCAUGUUGAUGACAUCAAUAUAUGUUGUGUUACAGGUGUGGGAGAUGGCAGAAAAUGGUUGGUCAGUUCUUCAAUAUGACUAGGAUGGACACUACUGGAUUGUUUCAAAUCUCAAAAUGUGUGGAUUUAAAUUGAAAUAUGAUUCUGUAAUAAAACUCCAAAUGGGAGAAUUGUA
This is a messenger RNA of Oncorhynchus gorbuscha (pink salmon), 1725 nucleotides long. Its product is annotated as probable global transcription activator SNF2L2. Gene Ontology annotation, molecular function: protein binding. Gene Ontology annotation, biological process: chromatin remodeling. Gene Ontology annotation, cellular component: RSC-type complex. The transcript has 6 exons. The record is from RefSeq and is a predicted model, not a curated record. The coding region runs from base 231 to 1115 and encodes 294 amino acids. Lineage: Eukaryota; Metazoa; Chordata; Actinopteri; Salmoniformes; Salmonidae.